AUGAAUAAACAUAUUAUCAAUACAUGGAAAUUAUAACAAGAAAAUAACUCAAAUAUUUCAUUUUCAAAAUAUAUCAUUUGUAUAUUUAGAUAAGUGCGCAAAUAUAUAUACUUUUUAUUGUUUCAAACGAGGAUCCCAGUCCUACAUGGUCAUGAAAAUUGUCAACUGGAAUAACCAAAACCUUAUUCAACUCACUCAUAAUAGGAUUUUUGAAAUCAUUUUCAGUAAAAAAGUCCAUAAAAUAAUUCAAUGGAAAUUAGAUUUUCGAAUUGGUGAAAGAUUGAGGUUAUGAUCAAAUGAAGCGCCUCCUUCCAUACUCUACUAAUAUAAUUUUAAAUCCUUCUUAAUUUCUACAAUGCUGAAACAUUUUCAUGGUUGCAGGUCAUCUGAAGCCGUUAUGUAUUCAAGAUUUUAUAUGUACUAUUUCAAUUAGUACCUACAUUUGUUCCGUUUUAAAAUUCUUCCUCUCAUUUCGAUUGUGGUUCAAAGAUGAAAACAUUCACGUUCUUAAUAUUCCUUUCAAUCUUCUCCAUUUCAUAUCAAAACAAUUCUUUGAAUAAAAAUGAAAUAGUCUUAUCCAGAAAAAGAAGAUAUUUGGUAUUUCCAGAAGGCAGUUCCUUACAAUUGGUUUAUUGUUUAACCAUGCCAUCUUUGGGAAUGGGACGAAUAUUCACGAUUGGAUCUACAGCCGCUAUGGCUUGGAUGUUGCCCCACGAACCAAUGGUAUUUCUCGAUAAAAAAAAAGGUACCGACGAAAUUCCAUCGAGAUUACCUCACCAGGAAGAUAUUCCAGACUUUUAUUACGAGAAAGAUUAUGGGCCCAACAUAAAUUCUUCAGUUCAUUUACCAGAAGAUCAUGAAACAAUUGAUAAACAAAAAUAUUACAAUUUCGGAAGCUAUCAAAGGGUAGGUAGGCCCCAUGUGUUCUCAAAACCUGCAUACCAAACAUUUGGGCAACAUAUUAUGGAACAGGACCAUUGGCACAUUUACAGAAGAACAAGAAGAAGUUUAUAUGGAAAAUUAGAAAAAGUACUGAGUGCCUUGAGCAAAGAUGGACAAUCAUGCAUACUGAAGAUGAUAUGUGAAGUUAGUCAUAUAGCAGACAGGAAAGGUAGUUUCAUGGAAGAGAUAUUCAAAGUCAUAUUUAGAAUUAAACCUCACAAUAUGAAUAAUGAAGAUAUGUAUGAUACAGCAGCAAACAAGAGUCAUAAUUGCAAUGAAAGAUAUAAAAGUUGUCCUGAAAGUUUCUUUGGAAAAUUUUGAAUGAAAUGAAAGAAAAUAUUCUUAAUACUUCAAACUUAAUGAUAUCUAUUAUUAUGUCAUAAAUUCCAUAUCAGAAAGAAUUCUUUAAAUACAAAAUAAACAAUUAAUAAUUA
Messenger RNA from Harmonia axyridis, 1376 nucleotides. RefSeq lists its product as uncharacterized. The transcript is spliced from 6 exons. Lineage: Eukaryota; Metazoa; Arthropoda; Insecta; Coleoptera; Coccinellidae. Bases 490 to 1263 code for a protein of 257 amino acids. The record is from RefSeq and is a predicted model, not a curated record.